This is a messenger RNA of Darwinula stevensoni, 1146 nucleotides long. Lineage: Eukaryota; Metazoa; Arthropoda; Ostracoda; Podocopida; Darwinulidae. The record is from the annotation of a GenBank genome assembly.
AUGGGGAACCCGCAGAACAGGUGGCCUAACUCUCGUCUCCAAGACAGACAAGACAUCUUGAAAUACAUUUCAAUGCAGGACCUGAACUAUUGCCGGAAUCCAACGUCGGCUGAGCAACCAUGGUGCUUUGUUUCCAGACCUUGGGAUUUGAUUCCUGAAUGGGAAUUCUGCGACAUCCCCUUCUGCUCCUGCCGCAAAGAAUCCCCGGAAUGCAGAUUGACUUUAGAGGGAAGGGAGUAUGCAGGAAUGAAGAACGUGGAUGGAGAGGGCCGGAGGUGUCAACCUUGGUUGACGUCAGACCCCAAGCGAUUCCAUCGCCUGAACUUCUUCGCUUUCCCAGACCAACUCAUGGACUAUAGUAACAACUACUGCCGCAAUCCUGGUAGUGGAGAAACCACUCUAAAUGCACUCCAGGAAUUUUGGGCAAUUCCGGACAAAGACGAUCUCUGGUGCUUCAUUAAAGAAAAAACUAGCCAAACAUGGGGACUGUGCAAGGUCCCAUUCUGCUAUGAAUUGUAUGAGCGUUCCGCUCUUGAAGGUAAACCCACGGAAGGAUACCCGGAAUGUUUGCAAACCGAGAUGGGGAAGGAAUACGUGGGGACGACGAGAAAGACCAGGUCUGGGAACCCCUGCCUCCGAUGGGACACUCAGCCCUUUGGAAAGCUUGAGGACUUCGACCCGAAUUUGACCUACGAUGAUCAUUUCCGAUUUGGCAAUCCCGCAUCCCAUCAAGAUUUCUGUAGGAACCCGACGUUGAAGGAGAAACCCUGGUGUUUCGUCUCCGAUCUAGAGAAAAUAUGGGACUACUGCGAUAUCCCCCGUUGCCCUGACUUACACAACAAGACGGAAUGCAAGUGGACGCACAAUGGAGAGGAGUAUGCAGGGACUCUGAACGUGACGGUGUCCGGCCGUCUCUGUUUGCCUUGGAAUGACUCUGGAUUACUGGACAAGUUUUGGCCGAAGUUUCCUGAAGACGUGACGAGCGAGAAUCACAACUUCUGCCGCAAUCCAACUGGGAAGAAGGACCUGCCUUACUGUUUUGUUGGUUUUGACAAUGACGAGAAGACGUUCGAAGGCUGUGACAUCCCUUUCUGCCCUUUGCACUACCUCCACGAAAGAUGUCUCCUUGGCAAUGGAAGCAAUUAG